AUGGCCUUGCCUACUUUAAUUCUCUACUUUAUCAUAGCUCUAGACUCCUCUAGUGGCAUCACGUCACUUCCACCAACUAUAAGUCUUGACUUUGGAGAUACGACUCUAUGCAAGUUUGCCAUGUGGUCGCCGACUAGUGAUGGCAAAAAAACCCGUCCCUUCUCGCUCCGACAGGCCCCACCCCGAAUGGGGCAAAAAAACCCACCUCGAAUGGAUCGGAAAUGCAAUACGAAAUGGUUUACAUACCCAGGCAUAUGGGCGAUCUAUAUUCUAAUAUUGUUCUUCUUAUGGCCGGUAGUACUCUCUGUUUUCGGUUGCCCUCUCGGCAUUCCAACUCUCCCAUUCAGUUUGUUAUACUUCAUUGUUACAUAUCAAUGCUUUCACUGGAAGAAGGGAACACUGUUUGCAGAUGAUCAAGGUAUCUACAAUAGGUUGACUUGGUGGGAGCAAAUAGAAAAUGGCAAGCAGCUCACUCCCAAUAGGAAAUUAUUGACUGUCGCUCCUGUGGUGCUAUAUAGCCUCACACACUAUUGGCUAUCAACACCCUAUGCUCUUCUUCAACACACUAGCAGUUUUCAUUCUGGUUGUUGCCAAGUUUCCACAUAUGCACAAAGUUCGUAUAUUUGGAAUCAUUGCCGACCAAUGAGCUCACAUCCAUUAAAUAAACCCAUUACAGUGAAGACUAUGGUGUGGUGGGCAAUACACAUUAUCUUGGUAGACUUUUCGGAUGAAGUUCCUAUAAAAUCCUGGGAGAAGUCUUCACUAGAGCACGUAGAUGAACCUUCGUGUCUUGGAAAAUACGUUGGUCCAACUAUCUCGGUUUUUAACAUUUAAAAAUAAAAAAGUAAAGCUCGUUUUUGUAUGGGUUGUCCCGAAUUAUGAUUUCUUGGAAAGUGCCCAAUAAACACGCAUUAAUUUUGAUUUUUCCUCGAUGAAUGAGACUAAUGUGAGGCAUAUGUUUGGUAUACAGUAUUUUGUUUUUUUCCUUUGAUGGAUAAACUCCAGAUUCUAAGCAAAGAGAAUGGUGGAUUACAAAUUUAGUAUUGAUUAGUGAUUAGCUGUAAAGAAAUCACUGCAUAUGGAGAGCAGUGAUUGUUUACUAUUUAGUGGUCGUUAAG
Molecule: messenger RNA, 1118 nt
Organism: Olea europaea var. sylvestris
Lineage: Eukaryota; Viridiplantae; Streptophyta; Magnoliopsida; Lamiales; Oleaceae
Exons: 6
Coding region: 1-834 (277 amino acids)
Biological process (GO): negative regulation of ceramide biosynthetic process; intracellular sphingolipid homeostasis; ceramide metabolic process
Cellular component (GO): endoplasmic reticulum membrane
Source: RefSeq, a predicted model, not a curated record